Messenger RNA from Solanum pennellii, 972 nucleotides. RefSeq lists its product as uncharacterized. NCBI's taxonomy places the organism in Eukaryota, Viridiplantae, Streptophyta, Magnoliopsida, Solanales, Solanaceae. The transcript has 2 exons. The record is from RefSeq and is a predicted model, not a curated record. Bases 1 to 972 code for a protein of 323 amino acids. Gene Ontology annotation, molecular function: zinc ion binding; nucleic acid binding.
AUGAGCGGAGAAGCAAGUUUUUCUUCAAUGGCACCACCAACUUUUGGUGGAGAAAGUUAUCAAAUCUGGGAGGUUAGGAUGCAGGCAUAUAUGGAAUAUUUGGAUUUGUGGGUGGCUGUAGAAGAUGAAUACAUAAUUUCUCCCUUUCCAAACAAUUUGACGAUGGCGCAAAUCAAAAAUCACCAGGAAAGGAAAAUUAGAAAAUCUAAGGCAAAGGCAUGUUUAUUUGCUGCAGUUUCAUCCACUGUCUUCACUCGUAUCAUAUCUCUGAUAUCAACAAAAGAGGUAUGGGAUUAUCUUAAGGCUGAGUAUGAAGGAGAUGAGAGAAUUAUAGGGAUAUUGUUGGGUUCCACUUUUAACGAUUCAAAUAUCGUUGAGAAAAUCCUUGUAACGGUACCUGGAAUAUUUAAGGCAACCAUUACAACUUUAGAAAAUACUAAGGACUUGUCCAGUAUUACACUAACAGAACUCUUAAGUUCCUUUCAAGCACAAGAGCUACUACGUGUUAUGAGACAAGAAGCAGUUGUUCAAGGAUCUUUACCUUCCAAGCAUCAAGAUGAUGGACGAUAUAAGAAAAAGAAGAAUAAGAAAUACCAACCAACAGAUGGAGAAGGUGCAACACGCAACAAAAAAGACAAAACAGGUAGCCUCAAAGGAAACUACCAUCCUUGUAAGCAUUGCGGCAAGAUCGGACACGCACCUUUCAAGUGUUGGAGAAGGCCUGAAGCUAAGUGCACUAAGUGCAAUCAGUUUGGGUAUGAAUCAAUAAUAUUUAAGAACAAAACUCAGCAGCAUGAUGAAGAUGCUCGAGUUGUAAAUGAACAAGAGGAGGAUCAACUAUUUGUUGCAUCAUGUUUUUCAAGAAGUGUUUCUAGCGAGUCAUGGUUGAUUGAUAGAGGAUGCACAAAUCAUAUGACUCACGAUAGAGAACUCUUCAAAGAAUUUAAGCCUACUCGAGUUGAAAAUGUUUGA